Messenger RNA from Fusarium musae, 1119 nucleotides. RefSeq lists its product as uncharacterized. The transcript has 4 exons. The coding region runs from base 1 to 1119 and encodes 372 amino acids. The record is from RefSeq and is a predicted model, not a curated record. NCBI's taxonomy places the organism in Eukaryota, Fungi, Ascomycota, Sordariomycetes, Hypocreales, Nectriaceae.
AUGGGCGGAGCUACCUCCUUCGCCGCCGAGGCAUUUACACUGCUCUCUAUCGGCAUUUCGGUCAUUGGGCUGCGAACGUUUGCGAGGAUACGGCAAGUUGGCGUGAGGAACUUUGAGGCCGAUGAUUACCUCAUGCUGGUAGCGAUUAUUCCGUAUACGAUCGAGACGGCGCUUGCCUAUACUGUUGGAGCAAAGUUUCAUGGAUUGACCAACAGUUCGAUGACGGAUGAGGAGCGCAAGGCUCUGUCUCCAGACACUGAAGAAUAUAAAUGGAGGGUUGGAGGAUCCAAGAUUCAGAUUGCUGGUUGGAUUACUUACGCCACGGUGUUGUGGGUUAUCAAGAGUGCGCUGUGCGCCUUUUACUUUCGACUCACGGCUGGUCUCACCGGUUACAAAACUCGUAUCUACAUUGGCUUCGGCUUCAUCGCCUCUACCUACGUCGCCAUUGUCUGUUGCAUUCUAUUCAGCUGCCAUCCAUUCAACCGCUUUUGGCAGAUUUACCCCGACCCAGGCAACUUCUGCCACCCCGCGCUGUCCAAGCUCUACAUCUUCAUCAUCGUCAGCCUCAACAUCCUAACUGACAUUUACUUGCUCGCGAUCCCCAUUCCGAUGCUUUGGGGCGCUCGAAUUCCCAAAGUGAAGAAGUAUGGAUUACUCGUGCUCUUCUCUGGGGCCGUAUUUGUGAUGGUUGCGGGUUUACUACGAUGUAUCCUAAUACUCAAGAAUCCCAAGACGGGCCCUGAAGAGGGAGCUAGUUGGGCUGUACGAGAGUCCUUCGUUGCCGUCGUGACAGCCAACCUUCCCAGUACAUGGGGAUGGAUGCGCCAAAAGCUCAAACCCAUCUUCGGUUCACUUCUCUCGUCCAACAACGUCAGCUCAAAGUACAAAGGCGGUCCCGAACCUGGAAGUAUCAUGCUCGCCGACGGAAAUGGAUCAAACUGGAAGAGGAGUAAUGGAAGGUCUAUCAGAUCAACGACGGGGCUUGGAAGUGUGAAUGAUCGGAAUGUCUACAUCCACGGAGGAGGCGGCGAGGCUAGUUCGGACGAAAUUAUUCCAUCAAUGCCUGGAAUCACAAAAGAAGUUGAGUUUACAGUUGAGGAGUCGGAUGCAAGAAAAUGA